AUGUGUAUAGUCUUCAUCGCAACGACACAUCCAAAAUACCGCCUCAUCCUGAUUGACAAUCGUGAUGAGUUCGUUCUGCGGCCUACAUCCCGCCCUUACUGGUGGAAGUGCGCCGACCCUCUACGCGAGGGCCAUACAGUUGAUGUCCUGUCUGCGCGCGACUUGCAGCGUCCCGAGCGCGGCACCUGGCUGGGCAUCACACGCAGCGGGCUCGUGGCCGUCUUGACCAACUUCCGCGAGAUCGCCUCUGCCGAUCAACCGGGUCCGGCACUCCACGGCAGGCGCAGUCGGGGCGGCAUGGUGACAGCAUGGCUGGGCCAGCCGCCAGAUGAGGGGGUGCGCUCUAGCGUCGCCAGGCUGGUGGCUGAUGGCGAAGGUGUCCAGGGCGUCGGUGGCUUCUCCAUGGUGUGCGGAAAGUUGCGCCCCGGAAAGGCGACUGAGGAGGACGACGAUCACGAUGGCCUGGCCAUCCUGAGCAACCGCGCGGGAUCGCUCGACGACGUGCCUAUUGUCAAGUCGCAACACCGCGGAGUAUGGGGCCUGACCAACACGGCCCACGACAAGUCGCACGAAUGGCCCAAGAUCUCGAACGGCCUAGGCCCCUUUGAAGACAUCGUUCGUGCCCACGGGGAGGCCGGUGAUGCCGUGGACGAGGACGACCUGAUCCAGCGGCUGCUCGAUUUCCUGACCACCGACACCCUGGAGGGCUGUGAGGGCAAGACACUCGAGGACAACGUUCAUGACCUCAAGAACAGCAUCUUCAUCCCGCCCCUCGGCGCCGAAAAGCAGCAUCGGGAGAUGGAGGAGGCUCGCGCGGCCGGCGGCGGCGCAGCAAGGGGCACCUUCCUCGCCCACGACAUGCCCACCCCCGAGCGGCCAGACGACGAGGAGCCCGGGAUGUUCUUCGACAAGGGACUGUAUGGAACGCAGAGACAGACGGUCAUUCUCGUUGAUUACGAAGGCAACGUGACCUUUGUCGAGAGGGCUCUGUGGGAUGCCCACGGUCAUCGGUUGGAAAAGGGAGAGGGGGAUGUCACAUUUCGUUUCAAAAUUGAAAAGGAGGAGGAGAAAUGA
Molecule: messenger RNA, 1074 nt
Organism: Geosmithia morbida
Lineage: Eukaryota; Fungi; Ascomycota; Sordariomycetes; Hypocreales; Bionectriaceae
Product: Pfam:DUF833
Exons: 1
Coding region: 1-1074 (357 amino acids)
Biological process (GO): Golgi organization; protein secretion
Cellular component (GO): Golgi apparatus
Source: RefSeq, a predicted model, not a curated record